Messenger RNA from Penicillium verrucosum, 864 nucleotides. Its product is annotated as fumarylacetoacetate hydrolase family protein. The transcript has 3 exons. Gene Ontology annotation, molecular function: catalytic activity. The record is from RefSeq and is a predicted model, not a curated record. NCBI's taxonomy places the organism in Eukaryota, Fungi, Ascomycota, Eurotiomycetes, Eurotiales, Aspergillaceae. The coding region runs from base 1 to 864 and encodes 287 amino acids.
AUGCCCUCCUGGACUCAUCUGGUUCGUUUUAUCGCCAUCGAGGACAGCCAGGUUCACCUCGGCCAACUGGUCGAUACCACCCGUGAUGUUGGACGCGAUAGCGUCGAUGGAGUGGAGAUCGCUGUGAAGGCGAUUGAGGGUACUAUCUUUGAUGGCCGAGUUACAGACGAGAUUUUGCAUGUGAAACAGCUCCUUGCACCUGUCACUCAAGAGCAGUGUAGUUAUAUCCGCUGCCUGGGUCUCAACUACAUCGACCACGCGCAGGAAGCCAACUUGCCUCUCCCAAAGGCGCCAAUUCUUUUCACCAAGCCCCGCACUGCACUCGCUGGCCCUUACCCUGCUGCCAUCAACGUCCCCAAGUGUGCUCAAGAUGACACUAGUGACUACGAAGCCGAGUUAUGUCUAGUAAUUGGAAAGACUGGCAGAGAUAUUCCCGAAGAGGAGGCUCUCGACUAUGUCCUGGGUUACACUGCAUCAAACGAUGUCUCUGCUCGUACUCUGCAGUUGAUCACGGCCCAAUGGUCGUUCUCCAAGGGCCUUGAUGGAAGCUGUCCUAUCGGUCCUGUCCUUGUUGCACCCUCCGUAAUCAAGGACCCGCAGACUCUGUCAAUCAAGGCUAUCCACAACGGCACUACUGUUCAAGACGGACAUACCAAGGAUAUGAUCUUCAAUAUCAAGAAGCAAAUUUCAUACCUUUCGCAGGGCACCACACUGGAAGCCGGAACACUGUUCUUGACCGGAACUCCUGCCGGUAUUGGAUAUUUCAGGCAGCCCAGAGUUGUUCUCAGGGAUGGCGAUGAGAUCUCGGUUAAAAUUGACCAAAUUGGAACUCUUGUCAACAAGGUUCGUUAUGAGAGUCGUUAA